AAAAAAAUUUAAGGAAAUAACAGAAACAAUUUUGAACAAGAAUGGCUUCCUUCCAUGGUUUUUGCUACACAAUUGUGAUUGCAUCUUUGUUUUUCGCAGUUGGGAAUGGUGAUGGUGAAUGGCAGCCAGCACAUGCUACAUUUUAUGGUGAUGCACAGGGUGGUGGCACUAUGGAGGGAGCUUGUGGUUAUGGUGACCUAAUGCAAGAAGGCUAUGGCUUAGAAACAACAGCCCUCAGUACGGCUUUAUUCAAUGAUGGCUUAACUUGCGGUGCAUGUUACGAAAUCAAGUGCGUCGAUUCCAAGUGGUGCCAUCCUGAUGUUUCAGUUCAAGUCACGGCGACAAACUUUUGCCCGCCUGGUGGUGAAGGAUGGUGCAGCCCUCCUAAUCAACAUUUUGAUUUAACCCAACCUAUGUUCUUAAAAAUUGCGGAAUACCAAUCUGGAAUCGUUCCGAUUCAAUAUCGACGUAUAAGUUGCAUCAAACAAGGAGGUAUUAAGUUCGGAUUAGAGGGUAAUCCUUACUUUAUUCUUGUGACAGUGUAUAAUGUAGGUGGUGUUGGUGAUGUUCAUGGAAUGUCAAUUAAGGGGUCGGAUGGUGAUUGGGUAGCAAUGAGCAGAAACUGGGGCCAAAAAUGGCAAACAGGGCAACAAUUGGUAGGGCAAAGUCUGUCAUUCCAAGUUACUACCAGCGAUGGCAAUAUGGUCCAGUCUGAUGAUGUAGCUCCCUCAAAUUGGCAAUUUGGGCAGAUUUAUGAGGGUAAACAAUUUUAAGUCUUGUUUGACAAUUUGGGCAGACUUAUGAGGGUAAAAAAAAUAAAAAAUGAUUCAGCCAUUGGAUGGACUGUUAAACCUGACCUCGUAUUGUAUGCGACUGAAUUUAUAAAUUAGCAAUCUUUGCUGUAAUCUAUCCUUUAUUUCCAAAAAAGUAAAAAUUAAAAAAAAAAUUGAACGAUUUUAUUUGAAAAA
Molecule: messenger RNA, 968 nt
Organism: Papaver somniferum (opium poppy)
Lineage: Eukaryota; Viridiplantae; Streptophyta; Magnoliopsida; Ranunculales; Papaveraceae
Product: expansin-A8-like
Exons: 2
Coding region: 42-773 (243 amino acids)
Biological process (GO): plant-type cell wall organization
Cellular component (GO): extracellular region
Source: RefSeq, a predicted model, not a curated record